Messenger RNA from Hydatigera taeniaeformis, 1170 nucleotides. The record is from the annotation of a GenBank genome assembly. Lineage: Eukaryota; Metazoa; Platyhelminthes; Cestoda; Cyclophyllidea; Taeniidae.
AUGGAAAUUGAUGAAGAAUAUCCAUUGCACUAUUGCGUAUUUCACGGGUUAUCAGAGUUUGAGCACCUGGUUAGUAAUGCAACUGCUGGUCAGUUAAAUAAGACGGAUCCCUAUGGUAUGAUUUCUGUUAAAUUAGAAUGUCUGGAUCUUUUGCUCUCGAAGAACUGUGCCUUAGAUAUCCGUAAUUCGUCAGGUUGGCGACCCAUAGAUGAAAUAGUGGCUACUGGCAAUGAACCACUGGUUCCAUUUCUAUCUCGUCAUUUGCCUUCGGAUAACUGCAGAUUAUUCAAAAAGGGUAAUCUCGUUAGCGACGUUUUCGCUUUUUACAGACUUGAUACGACUCUUCUUGAUUUUAAAAAUCGUGAUUGGGUCCGCGGCCAAUUGAGCAUAAUCGUGGACGGAAACAAACCGUUUGAAUCCCGCAUCUGUCUCAUAGAUUAUGAUCACCGAAGCUAUCAAAUUCUCGACGGAACGAUGACUCGCGAGAACAGCAACGAAUGGCUAAACGAGACUGUUCAAAGCGCCCUUCACAUGCCACUCAUUCGAAUGCACAUGGACUUCACCCGACUCUCCUGUAAGAGGGAGGCUUCAAAAUUACUGUGGAAAAAGGAUAAUGCCGCAGAAAGAAUUGGUCUCUACAACACUCAGAAUUACUCCAUUAGUCACGUCAAAAUCUCGGUAAAGAAGCGGUCCGAACACCUAACCAAAGAGGAUGUACACUUUCUCACUACCCUCAAUUCACACAUUAAACAAGGAACUGUAAACAGUGCUGUCAAGUUAGUUCAAGACCGCGCCACUGCGGUUAGUGGCGAAAUAACAGACAGGAAUGCGAAGCUACCGCGCUUAGCACCUCGUGUUACGUGGAGAGCUUAUCGAAGUUGGAAUCUUGAAGGAACUGACCUUUACAUUGGCCGAAAACCAGCUCUCAAGCUACAAACCAAUGAAAUAAAACUCAACGUUGCCAUGACAAAAGAUAUUGACUUCAAAAUUACUUACCUCUUGGAUAUGUUCAAAUGUUUUUCGCCUCUCCGAAAGUUUACGAAGCUAAACGAGACCAUUCUUUCCUCUCUUCCACCGGGCUUUCCUGUGCGAGUUGGUAUGUGUACUUAUAUAUGCGAAGUAGAGAGCAUAUUCGGGUUUUUAAUGUGCUGCCUUUUGCAUUCAUAUUGA